ACGUUGCAGUGACUUAUUGGUUGAAGCUUGGUGCAGAGGGAGAUACAGUGGAGAGUACUAGGUGAGGUUUUGGUUGGGCGAUUUUAUCGAGUAAAAAUGGAGACGUCUCUGAGGUAUUCGAAGUCUUUGAGAAUCCAUGCGAAGGAGAAGCUCCCUUUCAACUCCAAAACCCAUUUGCAGCUUCAUGGAGAGCUAGAUACUGGAACUGGAUCCCCUAGUUACUUCUCUGCCAUGAUCAGACACCUUUUCCCCGAGGCUUUAACAGGGUUAGGAGUAGGAUUGCAUUAUGAUAAGCGCCGCAAGCUCCGGUCUCAUGUCCGCGGAAAAAAAGAGUUUCCUAUGGGAGCUAAUAAGCUUGUGACCUUUAAUGUUAAAGGCCGGUGUGAUUUUGAUCAAGACUUCAAUCAGAAGAAUCCUAUAGGAGCCGCAGAAUUUGCCUGGAACAUAAUGAAUUUUAAGGAAGAUCAGGAUGUACGAAUCAAAGUUGGCUACGAAGUGUUUAAUAAGGUUCCUUAUAUGCAGAUUAGAGAAAACAAUUGGACUCUUAACGCUAACAUGAAGGGAAAAUGGAACUUGAGCGUCUACCAUGUGAAGAUAAAGACGAAUGUUUUCAAGAUUAUAUAGGCAAAUGUGAUUGUUCUGAACCAUAGAGAAGCAACGGCUGAACCAGAGCCAACUAGACCGACUAAAAUGUCUUUUAACUUGCAAACCGUAAACCGGAAAUCCAUCAUAAUUUUGUUAACCGAUUAUAAACCGGGAUCAUCAGAGAACCAGCCGUGUUUGGUCUGUUUUUGUGUUGUGGUUUGUUUGAGCUUUAGAUGUUGGUGCUGCUUAGAACAUCAACAUCAUAACCAGAAUGAAUUUUAAAAGUUUUACAAAGUAUUAAUCUAUAUUUGCUGUCAAGAUUUGCUUACUGAUCAUCAUCACUCAGAAAGAGGAAAAAAAGGAUCAGAGAUCGUUUUCAAGCAGUAGAAGAAAAAGAGACAUGGACAAGUCACCCACUUCAUCGUUGGAUUUGGUAGUGGCUUUAACUAAAAAUCAACGUGAUCUCUAUGCAUAUUUAAACUAUAUCUCAAUAAUGCUCUCAUUAUAUGGCGGCAUUAUUUAAAAGCUUUGAGUGAUGAAGUACUUUUGUUUGUUGAUAAAGAAAAUUGCACUAGAUGUGACAAGUUUUAUCCC
This is a messenger RNA of Brassica napus (rape), 1179 nucleotides long. RefSeq names its product outer envelope pore protein 21B, chloroplastic-like. NCBI's taxonomy places the organism in Eukaryota, Viridiplantae, Streptophyta, Magnoliopsida, Brassicales, Brassicaceae. The record is from RefSeq and is a predicted model, not a curated record. The coding region runs from base 97 to 624 and encodes 175 amino acids. Gene Ontology annotation, molecular function: voltage-gated monoatomic anion channel activity. Gene Ontology annotation, biological process: regulation of monoatomic anion transport. The transcript is spliced from 6 exons.